This is a messenger RNA of Pelecanus crispus (Dalmatian pelican), 249 nucleotides long. NCBI's taxonomy places the organism in Eukaryota, Metazoa, Chordata, Aves, Pelecaniformes, Pelecanidae. The record is from RefSeq and is a predicted model, not a curated record.
AUGAGGAGAGCAGGCUUACAAAGUCCUUAUUUUUCAAAUAGCUGGUAUGAAGGCCAAUAUCUCUACAGACAUGUGAUGCUGCCAAGAGAACUUUCAAAACAAGUGCCCAAAUCCCAUCUAAUGUCUGAAGAGGAGUGGAGACGACUUGGUGUUCAGCAAAGUCUUGGUUGGGUUCACUAUAUGAUCCAUGAGCCAGAACCACAUAUUCUUCUCUUCAGAAGACCUCUUCCAAAGGAUGAGCAGAAAUGA